GCGUGCAUCCAAGUAUGAUCAGGGUGCUGAUCCUCCUCACCCUAGGCUUCCUAGAAGCAAUUGCUGAGAAACCAGCAGCACAGCAGCCGACGGAACUCCAAGGCUGCCCCGCCCCCGAUAUGUGCGGCAACAUCACCAUACCCCAUCCCUUCGGCAUCAAACCUGGCUGCUACCUCGCCGGCUUCGAGGUCAUCUGCGACCGCACGUUCAACCCGCCGCGAGCCUUCCUCGCAGGCGACCCGCCAUUGUUCGGCGACAAGUUGCCGCCGAACGUUAAUAGCAGUAAACCAUUCACGGUGACGGCCAAUUUCUACUACUCUGGCACAGAUGCAGGCAUGCCCAGCGAAAUGGUCAACUACACCCGAGGGCCUCUCGAGCUCCUCGACAUCUCGGUUAAUCAGAGCAAGCUACGUGUUUAUGCAGCCAUCAACUCCGACUGCAGCACGAAUGAAACACACCAUAUCCUAUUUGAGCAGUCAAUCAAGCUUCAGCCGUCAGGUCCAUUCACCCUGUCGGCAAAUGAUAAUUCCCUAGUUGGCGUCGGCCAAAACGUCAUCGCGAUGUUCGCGGAUUCAUACGCCGGAGAAGAAUACUCGACGAUUUGCCUGUCUUUCCUCAGUUCAGUGUCCAAGGCGAGGAAUGGACCGUGCGAGAAUGCCACGGGGCUUGGCUGCUGCCAGCAGACACUGCCUCCUGGCGUCAACACGACUCUUGUGAGAUUCCAGCACAGGAACAACAGCAAGUGGAGAACCUAUCCAUGCUCAUAUGCCAUGCUGGUGGAGAAGUCAUGGUACAAUUUCUCUACAGAAGAUCUGUUUGAGUACCCUGCUUUUCCCAACAAGUACCCCAGGGGUGUACUACCGGACAAGUAUCCUACGGGUGUACCCCUUGUGCUUGACUUUGCUAUCAGGAAUGGGUCCUGCCCACAGGAAAAUCGUGGCCCACCUGGAAAAGACUAUGCUUGUGUCAGCGGCAACAGCUCUUGCCUCGAUGCAGGAAAGGGCCGAGGAUAUAAAUGCGAGUGCAAAGAGGGCUACAAUGGUAAUCCUUAUAUGCCUAAUGGAUGCCAAGGUAUGCAUACGACACUACUUCUCUCUCCAUCUUACAAUAGCUAUUGUUUUAGGUUAUUUAGCACAGAGUAG
Oryza sativa Japonica Group (Japanese rice) is the source of this 1142-nucleotide messenger RNA. The record is from RefSeq and is a predicted model, not a curated record. Lineage: Eukaryota; Viridiplantae; Streptophyta; Magnoliopsida; Poales; Poaceae.